Gastrolobium bilobum is the source of this 1404-nucleotide messenger RNA. RefSeq names its product large ribosomal subunit protein uL3m. Gene Ontology annotation, biological process: translation. The record is from RefSeq and is a predicted model, not a curated record. Lineage: Eukaryota; Viridiplantae; Streptophyta; Magnoliopsida; Fabales; Fabaceae. The transcript is spliced from 6 exons. Gene Ontology annotation, molecular function: structural constituent of ribosome. Gene Ontology annotation, cellular component: mitochondrial large ribosomal subunit; ribosome. The coding region runs from base 195 to 1103 and encodes 302 amino acids.
ACGAACUUGAACCUUCUUCUUCUUCUUCUUCCUCCUUGCGCCCCGUCUGCGAAGCGUUAGGGUUUGUGGGUGUGCGAUCGCAACUUCAGUUUGGAAUUGAAAGUAAUCAAUCUUGGUGUUGCGCUAAUUACUUUUCAUUUCGUGGAAGUGGGCACUGCUAUCUUCAUCUUCAUCUUAAUCUUAGUGGAUUUGCCAUGCUGGCCCUUUCGAGAGGCCUCGUUUCUCGUCUGCAACUUUUCGCUAUCGAUUCGGUGGCCACACCAUCGCCGGUGCGGUUUUUGAGGGGAUUCAGUUCGGAUGUGGAGACUCGGAUUAUUGAUGCAAAGCCCAGUGUGAUGACCCCAAAUUCCAAACGAACUGGGGUUAUAGCUGUCAAGUGUGGAAUGAAUGCACUUUGGGAUAAAUGGGGUGCUAGAAUUCCAAUCACUGUGCUUUGGGUCGAUGAUAACAUUGUCUCUCAGGUCAAGACACCCGAGAAGGAAGGGAUCUGUGCUCUCCAGAUUGGUUGUGGACAGAAGAAGGAUAAACAUUUAACCAAGCCUGAAGUGGGACAUUUUAGGGCUCAGGGAGUUCCAAUGAAGAGGAAGCUUAGGGAGUUUCCGGUGACAGAGGAUGCACUUCUGCCUGUAGGGACAUCACUUAACGUUCGCCAUUUUGUUCCUGGACAAUAUGUUGAUAUCACCGGAAUCACAAAAGGAAAAGGUUUUCAGGGUGGGAUGAAGCGGCAUGGAUUUAAGGGAAUGCCAGCAUCCCACGGUGUAUCCCUAACACAUCGACACAUUGGUUCUACAGGUCAAAGGGAUGCUCCUGGAAGGGUUUUUAAAGGUAGAAAGAUGCCUGGGCGAAUGGGUGGGCAGCAAAGAACCGUUCAAAAUGUAUGGGUCUACAAAAUUGAUCCCGCAAGGAAUUUGAUGUGGGUGAAAGGCCAGGUCCCAGGAGCUACGGGGAACUUUGUUUUUAUAAAAGAUGCUGUGUAUGAAAAACCUGACAUAUCUCUUCUUCCUUUCCCAACUUACUUUGUCCCAGAAGAUGAAGAUAUAGAUAAUUUGGAACCUUUGGUUGCUGAUCUUGGGGAUGUGGAUCCAUUUAUGGUUACUGAUUAAAGAGCAUAGUUGAGAAGCUGGUUUAUUCAUGUUAGUUUUACUGCCCGCAAUCGUGUUAUUUUCUUUGAAUAUAGAUGGCAAAGUGAGAUUUUUGAGGAACCAUCAGGGAUGAUUUUUCACUUGAGUCUUUUACCGCAGCUUUAGGGUUACUUACGACAUUCACCGACUCUAAAUUGAGAUUGGGUAAACGUGGCUUUUUUGGAGUCCUACUAAUAAGUGUGGAGACUUGGGAUUAAUGAAUUAUGUUGCUUUAUUCUAGUUGAAUCGUUUCCUUUUUUUUUUUUAGCCAAUUUAAUUGACU